Molecule: messenger RNA, 2391 nt
Organism: Ilex paraguariensis (yerba mate)
Lineage: Eukaryota; Viridiplantae; Streptophyta; Magnoliopsida; Aquifoliales; Aquifoliaceae
Source: the annotation of a GenBank genome assembly
AUGCAGAAUCAACAGUGCUUUAAGGGGUUGAAUACAUCUGCCAAGGAUUGGAAGAAAAUGAUCAGGCAUCUAUUUUUUGUUUUUCUGUUCAUUCAUUCCACUCUAGCACAGAAGGGCCUUGUGAAGCCUCCAGCAAAAAAAUGGCCGACUCUGAAUGGUGUUGAACCGGUGGUAAUAGCGCGUGGUGGAUACUCAGGGAUGUUCCCUGAUUCCAGCCAGUAUGCAUAUAGUUUUGCCAAGGAUACAAGCUUGCCCAAUACCAUUAUGUUCUGUGAUUUACAGCUUACCAAAGACAGUGUUGGUAUCUGCCAGUCAGCAUUAACGCUUGACAAUUCCACAAAUAUUCCAGUCGUCUUUCCAAAAGGACAGAAAACUUACAAUGUAAAUGGGCAAGAUAUUCGCGGGUGGUUUGCCUUGGACUAUACAGCUGAUCAGCUAUUCAAAAAUGUGUUUUUGACACAAAACAUAUUCUCAAGAACAAGUAUGUUUGAUGGUGCUUUUCCACUGUGGACUCCUGAUGAUGUAGUAGGAACUAAGCCUGCGUCAAAACUUUGGUUGAAUAUUGAGAUGUCAUCAACCGACAAACCGGAGGGAUGUACAACCAGAGUACCAACCUUACCAGCACUGGAGUAUGACAUGUUCUACACCCAGCACAAGCUCAGCCUGGCACAAUAUGUUGAAGACUCGAUGAAAUACAUAAAUCCAGACUACAUUUCAUCCCCAGAAAUUGGUUUCUUGAAGACCCUUGAUGGAAAACUAAAGCAAGCGAAGACAAAGUUCAUUUUCCGGUUCCUAGGGGCAGAUGCAGUUGAACCUACAACCAAGGAAAAAUAUGGUUCACUCUUGGGAAAGCUUUCGAUGAUCAAGUCAUUUGCGGCGGGUAUUCUUGUUCCAAAAGAAUACAUAUGGCCUGUUACUAAGGACCUUUAUUUGCAGCCUGCCACUACUCUUGUAGCUGAUGCUCACAAACAAGGUCUUGAAGUAUAUGCUUCUGGCUUUGCAAAUGAUGUCAUGCUGAGUUACAAUUAUAGUUAUGAUCCAACAUCUGAGUACCUGCAAUUUAUCGAUAACUCCCAAUUCUCCGUUGAUGGGGUGCUUACUGAUUUCCCUUCUACUGCAUCAGAAGCCAUUGCAUGCUUAGCUCAGAAUAAGAAUGCCUCCAGGACUAUGAAAGCUUUGGUCAUAUCUCACAAUGGAGCUAGUGGGGAUUACCCUGGCAGCACCGAUCUUGCCUAUCAGAAAGCCAUAGACGAUGGGGCUGAUAUAAUUGAUUGUUCAGUCCAAAUGACAAAAGAUGGAGUUUCCUUCUGCUUGGAGACAGCCGACCUUACAGGGAAAACUACUGCAGCAGCUACUUUGAUGGACCGAUCUGCAAUGAUCCCUGAUAUCCAACCAAACCGGGGAAUUUUCUCAUUUGAUGUCACAUGGAACGAAAUCCAAUCUCUAAAGCCACAAAUUACAAGCCCUGACGUGCAAAGUAGCUUGCAAAGAAACCCUGCAAACAAGAACAAGGGCAAGUUUGUGACUCUUUCUGAAUUCCUAGAACUUGCCAAGACUAAGGCAGUUACUGGAGUUUUGAUUAAUAUUGAAAAUGCUGCCUACCUAGCAUCAGAGAAAGGUCUUAGCAUCACCGAUGCUGUCGCCAGUGCCUUGAGCAAUGCCACCUUUGACAAGCAAUCCACUCAAAAAGUACUAAUCCAAUCAGAUGACAGUUCAGUCCUAACAAAGUUUAAGGAUGUUCCAACUUAUCAGAGAGUAUUGAACAUUAAAGAGCAAAUAAGUGAUGCACCCAAACAGGUAGCGGAGGAAGUCAAGAAAUAUGCCGAUGCAGUGAAUGUCAUUAGAAAGUCCAUCAUUUUAGGCAAUUCAAUCUACUUUUCGACAUCCUUCACCAAUGUUACUGAAGAAAUGCAUGCAGCAAAUGUCUCGGUGUAUGUCUCAUUCCUCAGGAAUGAAUUUACCUCCCUCGCCUUUGAUUACUUCGCGGAUCCUUACAUUGAGCUUGCUACUUUUAUUGCUGGACAAAAAGUUGAUGGGGUCAUAACUGAUAAUCCAGCCACGGCCAAUGCAUAUAUGAGGAGCCCGUGUUCUAACAUAGAUGCCAAUAUCCCCUAUCCAAUCUUGCCAAUUAAGGCAGGUGAUCUUCUGGGGUUGGUUGACCCCCAGGCGCAGCCACCGGCCACAGCACCAAGUCCACCCCUUGAAGUUGCAGAUGUCGUUGACCCGCCCCUGCCUGCAGUGGCCACUGUCUCUGAGUCAAACUCCACGUCUUCCCCUCCUGCUCCUGCACCAGCCGGAACAAAAUCAAGCAGUCAAAGAACAGCUGUUAACACAAGUCUCUCUAUAGCAGCAAUUGUGGGGAUAAUUGGUUUGCUUAGUCUCAAAUUAUGA